Messenger RNA from Megachile rotundata (alfalfa leafcutting bee), 1771 nucleotides. It is a transcript of the gene Pyroxd1, whose product is annotated as pyridine nucleotide-disulfide oxidoreductase domain 1. The record is from RefSeq and is a predicted model, not a curated record. NCBI's taxonomy places the organism in Eukaryota, Metazoa, Arthropoda, Insecta, Hymenoptera, Megachilidae. Gene Ontology annotation, molecular function: oxidoreductase activity.
AAUUUUGUAUUCAAUAAGAACGCAACAAUGAGUAAGGAAGAAAUAAAUUGUACAUUUGCAAUAGUAGGUGGUGGUAUUGCAGGAGUAUCUUGUGUUGAAAGCAUAGGUUUCCUUGCACCAGAAGAAAGUACUGUUUUAAUUACAGCAAGUCCUUUAAUAAAGGCAGUUACAAAUAUAAUUCCUCUUGGUAAAACUUUAAUGCAGUUUAACGUGGAAGAGAAGGAUAUAGAAACUUUAACAAAUACACGCAAUUCUUUAAUAGUUAUUCACGAUUUUGUAGAGAAAGUAAAUACCACAAAUAAGCAACUUGAGACAAAAAAUGGAAGAAUCAUACAUUAUAAAAUGUUAUGUCUUUGUAAUGGUGCUAGGCCUAAGCUUGUAGCAGAAUGUAAUAAUUUUGUAUUAGGAAUAAGAGAUACAGAGUCAGUUGUUCAAUUUUCUCAAAAAAUAAAAUCUUCAAGAAAAAUUGUAAUAAUUGGAAACGGAGGUAUUGCUACCGAAAUUAUACAUGAAGUGGAUGGCAUUGAGAUGGUAUGGGUAAUUAAAGAUAAACAUAUUUCUGCAACAUUUAUUGAUCCUGGAGCUGCAGAAUUUUUUGUAGAUAAGGUAUACAGAACCAAUACAUCUACAAAUGUUAAUACAAAUACUGUGACAAAGAGGAUGAGAUACACAAUAUCUGAUCCUACAGCUGUAAAAGCUGGUCCAGCUUUGGGUCCAGAUUGGCACAAUAAUUUUGAUAUAAAAGGUACUUAUUUGAAAGCUUCAAAAGUACAGAUAGAAUAUGAGUGUGAAAUGAUUAAGAUUCUUAAUGAAUCAGAAAAAAAAGAAUUUGAUCCUAUGCAAGAAUGGCCUGUGUAUGUUGAACUAACAAAUGGAAAGAUUAUUGGUUGCGACUUUAUUGUGUCAGCAACAGGUGUAAUACCAAAUACCAAUAUAACAGGUUUAGAAGAUAUUACAAAAGGAGAAGAUGGAGGUCUGUUGGUAGAUUGGAAACUAGAGACUUCAAAGCAAGAUGUAUAUGCUGCAGGAGAUGUAUGCAGUGCAGGAUGGGAAAUAGCGAAACAUUGGUUUCAAAUGAGAUUGUGGACUCAAGCUCACCAAAUGGGACGAUAUGCCGCUAAAUCAAUGGUUUCAAAAUUAAGAAAUGAAGAGUUUUUGCAAGAUUUUUGUUUUGAACUUUUUACUCAUGUUACUAAAUUUUUUGGUUACAAGGUAGUUUUACUUGGUUUAUUUAAUGGACAAAAAUUGGAUAAUAAAUAUGAAAUACUGUUACGUAUGACUAAAGGACAAGAAUACAUAAAACUCAUUCUGGAGAAUGGCAAAAUGCAAGGAGCAGUGUUAAUUGGGGAUACUGAUUUAGAAGAAAUGUGUGAGAAUUUAAUACUUAAUCAAUUGGAUUUGAGUGACUAUGGCGAAGAUUUAUUAAAUCCUGAUAUUGACAUUGAAGAUUAUUUUGAUUAAUCAUAUACAGUAAUUUUUGUGUUUAUUUCAUGUAGCAUUGUUUAUUAUAAACAGUACAAAAUAUUCAUAUACAUUUGAAAUUUUAAUUGCAAUUUCUAUUUAUUAUCAGUCCAUGACAUGUAUUGUACAAAAUAUACAUGAAAUAUUUGCAUUCAUAAGAAACAAGUACCGAGUUAUGUACCAUGUAACUAGUACUACAAGUCCCAUGUUAAAAAAAAAAAUUAUUUUGAAAAAUUAAUAACAUAAUUUUACACAUUUUAUAAAAACUUAAGUUCAUAUAAGAAAUAGAAACAUUCUACAAGUCAGAUCU